AUGCAAAUCUGGCUGCUCAAUGGGGCCUUGAGUGUUUUAGACACGCGAGAAACCAAAGUACAUCCUAUGUUAGUAGCUCAAUCUUCAACUUCUUCAUCAAUUCCUGAAUUCGUUCGAUCGACUUCAUCAUCCAAUAACAACAAUAAUACUAACAAUAAUAACAAUACUAACAACAACCAUUCUAAUGCUAGGAUUAACUCAACAUAUCACCACCAACAGCAACAACAACAACAACCAUCACCACCAACUCAUCAAACUCAAUCAUCAUCAUCAUUAAAAUCAAAUCAUCAGACAUCAAAAUACAAUCAUCAAUCCGCGCACAUUCCUCAUUCUCACCCUUCCAAUCUAGUCCAUCCCUUCCCUCCCCCUCACCUCAUGAUCUCACCUCAACCCUAUAGCUUUAAUCCUCAUUCACUCUCUCCUCAAUUAGCCAUCUUCAAUCCCCUCAUCUUUCAUUCAAAUCAACAUCAACACCAACACCAUCAAUCUGAUCAAAUCUCACCUACCUUCUCUCGUCCUUCUUCUACUUCAACCUCUCGUAAUUCUUCUCCUUCAGGUCAUAGUGAUUAUCUAUCUCAUCAAUCAAAGCAUAAACUUCAAUCUUAUCCUCAACCACUCUACGCUCAAGCUCAUUCUCAUCGUGGUUCGAAUUCUUCAUUACCUUCUUCUCAUCAUUCGAGACCGAGCAUCGGAACCGGAACCGGAACCGGAACAGGAUCUAGUCUUGUGCAAAACAGUCGACCUUCUUCAAUUCAUAUUCCUAGUCGAACUCGUACUGAUAGUACUCAAAGUGAUCGUACACCUGUCCUUACAAACUCUCAUCAUCGGAUCAGACGUGAUAGUUCAACGAAGCCGUCUAGUACCACUUCUUCACCACGCGCCAGUCCUGCUCUUCAACCCCACGAUCCUUUUUCUCAAAUCAAUCAAAACCCAAGUUCUACUAAACCUAAUUCGAAUCAUCCUUCAAUGUCGAAUCUCAAUAGUUCUAGUUCUAAUCCUCAUCCUCCUCGUCCUAACGCCAUGGUACGAAAACCUAGUCCGUUAGCACAAGGCACACGUUCACCAGCUCCGCCACCUGGAGCAUCACCUGCAGCUGUACCUGCACCUUCUUCACCUGCUCUAGCCGAAAGUAAAGUAGAUCUGGCGAGUGAAGAGAAUAGUGAAGAAACGAUCUCUGAACCUGAUCAAGUACUUGAUCCAAGCACUCCAAGCACAAGUGUGGAUCGAAUGAGUACGACCACAUCAACCCCAACAGGAUUUCCUAAUCCUACUCUAAACGUUCCAAACACUGGAUUCAAACCUAAACCUAAGCUAGGAUUCAAAUUAAGAAGAGCCUUGAGUAUUGGAGCCUUACAUGAUGAUAUGAUUCAAUCCUCUAUACCUGAAUCAGGACCAGCCCAACUGACUUCUCUGAACCGAUCUAACACAUUACUUUCACCAUCGGUCAUCACCUCUUCCGAUCCACUCGUCACAUCUAAACCUCCCAAGAGUAAUGGGACGAGUCGAAGGUUUGGACUUUUAAACAGUCGAGCAAAUUCGUCAACCGAUAAUCUUUCGAUCAGUUCAACCGUCAGUUCAGCAAGUGUGAUGAUAAGAAAACUAGGAAACUUGGGUAGAACAGCUAGAAGGAAUAGUGUGAUGGGAUUAACGAAGAUUUUUAAAGAUAAUAAGAAGGAGAAUCUGACGAGUAUGAAUGAAGAGAGUAGAGAAGAAGAAGAUGUCAAGAAGGGAAAGAAGACGAAUGAAGGCAUGAAAGUGGUUGUGAGCGAAGAAGAAAGUUUGGAUGGAUUGACCCCAGCUGCUGCUUUUAUUCUUAAACAGAAACAAGAGUAUGCUCAGAGAGAAGCAGCAGCAGCUAAGAGUCAUCAUCAUAAACCUAAUUCGGCAAAUGGAUCUUCUUCAUCAUCGUCAAAGAAGUUUGAAAAACCGAUGGGUGUGGUCUUAGGUAAUCAGAGCGAAGGUGGUAAUGGGGUGGAUCCAAACGAGUCUAGAAAGAAGAUGAUUGAAAAAGAAAAAGAAAAGUUAAAGAACAAAUGGAAGUGGGGAUCGAGUUUUGGACAAACGUCUCAAUCAACUCAACAGACCAGUUCUAGUUCAUCAGUUCUUCAAAAUCCUUUACAAACCAAUUCAGAAACAGAUGAGAAUGAUGAUGAUGAUGAUGAAACGACGUUGAGAGGAAAAGAAGUCUUGAAGGAAGACGAUCAGGAUGGAUCGGAUGAAGCGAUUAGAGAAGAAAGAGAAUCGUAUGAUGUUGAUGAGUAUGAUGCUGAAUCUUUAUUUGGAAAUAGUGUGACUUUACCUAUGAAAGAAGCUUUACCGAAAAAAGGAAUUCUUAAAAGUGUUAAUGGUGAAUCAAUGAUCAAUAGAAGAGCGACUUUUGCUCAAAACCUUUCAGUUCAUUCGACUUGGCCUCCAGCUAUCUAUGAUCGAAGAGGUGGACCAGCUACUUGUAAUCGAUUGACUCCUAGUUUAGCUCAACGGAUUAAAGAGGAAUUGAAUGCAUUUAAAAUGGACGAAAUGGAAGUUCAUCAUUCUUCGAGAGUUCAUACUCAUUUCUUUGUGGUUUAA
Messenger RNA from Melampsora larici-populina 98AG31, 2568 nucleotides. RefSeq lists its product as uncharacterized. The coding region runs from base 1 to 2568 and encodes 855 amino acids. The record is from RefSeq and is a predicted model, not a curated record. Gene Ontology annotation, molecular function: actin binding. Gene Ontology annotation, biological process: actin cytoskeleton organization. The transcript has 5 exons. Lineage: Eukaryota; Fungi; Basidiomycota; Pucciniomycetes; Pucciniales; Melampsoraceae.